This is a messenger RNA of Rhincodon typus (whale shark), 3667 nucleotides long. RefSeq names its product PPE family protein PPE10-like. Gene Ontology annotation, cellular component: trans-Golgi network transport vesicle; endosome; trans-Golgi network. NCBI's taxonomy places the organism in Eukaryota, Metazoa, Chordata, Chondrichthyes, Orectolobiformes, Rhincodontidae. The transcript is spliced from 4 exons. The record is from RefSeq and is a predicted model, not a curated record. The coding region runs from base 1746 to 2768 and encodes 340 amino acids.
CGGUUUUUUUAUAUGGGCUAGAGACAUUAUGGCUGAUUUUUCCUGGGGAAGAGAAAGUUGAGAAGAGAUAUGAUUGAGCUGUUCAAAGUCAUGAGGUGUCAAAGUCAUGAGGUGUCUAGCUGGACUGGACAAGGGUAAAGUUUUUCUGCUUAAAAUUAAUCCACAUCAGAAGCAAUGAAGAGAGGAUGAGGAACUUUUUCAAACAGUCAAUGGAAGUCACUGUCUGAAUUCAAGAUAAACGACUGAGGAGAAGCUAUUUUGUGUUGACAGGGAGAAAGCUGGGUAAGGAAGUGAAACCCUCGUUUACUCCAUUCAUGGAAUGUGGGUGUUGCUGGUCACCAUUUAUUGCUCCAUUUCUAAUUGCCCAAAAUACAAUUAAAUAUCAACAACAUUCCUGUGGAUCUGGAGUCCCAUGUAUGCCAGACCAGGUAAGGAUGGCAGAUUUCCUUCCCUAUGACAUUAGUGAAAUGGAUGGUUUUUAAUGACAUUUGGUAGCAGUUACAUUGUUCUCAUGAGAUCAGCUUCAGUUUCUUCUGAAUUAAAUUCAAAUUUAACCAUCUGCCAUGGUUGGUUUUCUAGAGAAUUAACCUGGGGUUCUGGAUAGCUAGCCCAGUGGCAUUACCAUGAUCAUCGCUUACUUUGAGGAAAUGCAAAAAAAAAAGGCCAUUCAGACCUGCUUAUCCAUACUGGUUUGUGUUCCAUUUGAACUUCUUUUGGUAUUAACUAGAUUGCUUCCUGAGAUGAAGAAAUACACUGUUAUCCCAUUCCCCUUUCGAUGAAGAGAUAUCCGCUUCAUCUUGGUCUAAAAUGAUGGGUGGACCGAGACCACACAGUUCAUCCCUUGGAGGACCUUCUUGAUCAAAGAGCUGACGUUUACAUAAUGGUCCAAGCCGCCUAGUUCAUGCCAACCCACUGGAUCCAAUCCAGGAUCCACUGCACUUAUGAAUCCACCCGCCUCCAGGAUUUGCUCCAUUCCAGAGAUAGCAAGAACUGCAGGUGCUGGAGUCAGAGUCAAUGCAGCGUGGAGCUGGAGGAACACAGCAGGUGUGAAAAAGGGUCCUGACCCAAAAUGUCAACUUUCCUGCUCCUCUGAUGCUGCCUGACCUGUGUUCCGCCCACUCCAUACUGUAUGGACUUUGCUCAAUCCCAGGACACACUCUGCUCCAGGGUCUGCAACAUUCUGGAAUCCACUCUGCUCCAGAAUUGAUUCGGUGAUCCAUUCCAUUCGAUAAUUCACUCUGCUCCAUGAUUGACUUAGUUCCAGGAUUCACUAUGUGCCAGGAUCUGCUCCAUUGUGGGAUCCACUCUGGAAUGACUCAAUUUCAUGAUCUACUCAGGUCUGGAAACCAGUGGUCCAGGAUCCACUCUAUUCUGCAAUCCACACUUCUCCAGGAUCAGCUCUGCCCACGGAUUCAUCACAUGCUGGAGUCCACUUCAUGGUUGGAUCCACUCAGCUCUGGGAUCCACAGAAUGUCUGAUGCACUUCUGUUCUUGGAUUGGCUCAGCUCUGAAAUCCAGCGCAUUGUGUAAUCCUUACUACACCGGGAUCAACUCAGCUCCAGGAUUCACUACAAUUUAGGAUCGACUGUGCUCCUGAAUCCACACUGCUUCAUUAUCCGUUCCCCUCUGGGAUCCACCCAGAUCCGGGAUCCACCGACUCCGUUCCGGCAUCCACUGACUCCGCUCCGGGAUCCACCGACUCCGUUCGGUGAUCCACCCACUCGGCUCCGGGACUGUACGGAAGGAUGGGGCCGGUGCGGCUGUUGCUCCUUUUGCUGUGGAUCAUUGAGAUCCAGGAUUGCGCUUCGCACAUUAUUAGACGCCAGCGGGAUGGCCAACAAAUACCUUUAGCCGGGGUAAAAAGUGAUGGUAACACCACGACUGGCAACACCACGACUGGCAACACCGGGAAAGGCAACACCACGACUGGCAACGCCGGGAGUGGCAACACCGGGAGUGGCAACACCACGACUGGCAACACCGGGAGUGGCAACACCACGACUGGCAACACCGGGAAAGGCAACACCACGACUGGCAACACCGGGAGUGGCAACACCACGACUGGCAACACCGGGAGUGGCAACACCGGGAAAGGCAACACCAGGACUGGCAACGCCGCGACUGGCAAAUCCGGGAGUGGAAACACCACAACAGGCAACGCCGGGAAUGGCAACACUGCAACAGGCAACUCUGAUAAAACUGGAAUGGGCGAUGCCAGGACUGUCGACACUGGGAAUAGCAAACCUGAUACUGGCAGCACAGACAGGGCAGGGGCUGCGGGCACUGGAAUCCACAAAACUGAUCAAAGUUCAAAUGAUGCUGGAAAGCAAGGUACUGGAUUGGAGAAUGGGAACGCUGAGGGGAGGAGCGACAAGAACCCAGCAGAGAGCCAGAGAGAUAAGGCCAAUGAAAGUGAGGGGGUUGAUGAAGAUGAUGAUGCUGAGCCAGCUGAAGAGGAUGAGGAGACACUGGAAACAGACGGGGACACAAAACCCGAGGAGGCGGGGGGCAGUGCGACAGUUGCUGAAGGAUCAGUGAAAGCUGGAGUUAGGACAAAUAUUGAUACGGAGUUGGUACCGAGGGAUGAACCAGAGAGCAGCCACUUCUUUGCCUACCUGGUGACCACAGCAGUUAUUGUUGCUGUGCUUUACAUCGCUUAUCACAACAAGCGUAAGAUUAUCGCUGUUGUCAUUGAAGGUCGAAGGUCAAAGACCAACCCCCGACGCCCAAAAUCAACAGAUUACCAGCGACUGGAACAGAAGUUGUGAAGACACUUUGGCCACUGCUGGACCCUCUGCAGAGGAGCUUUCUUCCUCCCUCCACCCCCACCAUUGACCUAGCUUCCCCUCUAAACUACAAGGACUAUCUCUUUAAGCACACCAAACGUCUGAUCAAAAGAGUGUUUGAUCGAGAACCACAGUCUCACGGCUUCAGAUCCCAGUCAGCUUGGUGUGAAUAAUGGAAUUUCUCUGGUUGUAGUGUGUUUCUGUGGGAGAAGGGGAUGUUAAGGGGCCAAUACUGAUUUAAUUGAUGACUGUCUGAUUAUUUCAACUGGAGGGGUGGUUGGGUGAGUCAUAGGUCAGAUGCUGGGGGUGUGUCGUGGGGAAGUGUCGGGCUGGUUAUGGUCUGGGCUGGGGGUAGGUUUGGGCAGAUUUGAAGGGUGUGGGUGGGUGGGAGGGAGGGAGUAGUGAAUGGUGGUCACUCGAGAUGAGCGGAGGUCAAGUGAAACUUAUUUCUGUAGAAAAUGAUACUGAUUUAAUUAAGUGAGAGAACGUGUGACUGGGAAUCAUCCCAAAAGACCAGGUCAGUGCAAAUGAGGAGUCUCAUGGAGAGGUUAAUUUCUGAACCAACUCUGGGAGAACCUCACGCCUCUACCCAGGUUGAGGGCGGGGAUGAGGGGUUGGUACAGGAGCUGAACCAUAAGUCCAGGGGAGGUUUGGAGUAUCUUGUUGUGGGUCUGUGAGAUGGUCCUUGACAAGUAAAGGACUAACUCACACAUGGCCCUACCUCCUCGGUAAUACUGAGUCUCUUUCUGCUUACAUUGUGGACUAGAAAUGUUUGUAAAUUCUUGUAGCCAAAGGCUGUAUCCAGCAUGGGGUGACCUGGAGCCCAGCUACACUGUCAUGCAAUCCCUAUAAAGAGCAUUAAACUCAUGGCUGUUCAAUCA